Nasonia vitripennis (jewel wasp) is the source of this 3996-nucleotide messenger RNA. RefSeq lists its product as uncharacterized. Bases 998 to 1606 code for a protein of 202 amino acids. The record is from RefSeq and is a predicted model, not a curated record. NCBI's taxonomy places the organism in Eukaryota, Metazoa, Arthropoda, Insecta, Hymenoptera, Pteromalidae. The transcript has 3 exons.
UACUUCGGUUGUUGAUUGUACGAGGAGGAGUUUUGACGGCGGAAGGUCGAAGGGGUUCUUUUUUGGGGAGAAAUUAUUAUCAUUAUUAUAUAUUGUUGUCGAGCUCUAACAAAUUGUUCGGUUUUUUUUUUACUUUAUGCAGUAUUUAUCACGGCGUUUCAUGUAUAAAAGUAGGGAUAUACAUAAAGCUCUUUUAUCACGGUAUUCAUUCAUCGUUUCGAAUUAAAAAAAAACAACAUAUUGUCUUUAUACGCGUUGCUCGAUGAAAACUCAAUAAAUGUCAAUGAAGGAUAAAUAUAUCGAUAAAAGGCGUUGUACACACUGCGAUCAGAGGAUAAAUUAUAAAAUGUUGUCAUUUCAUACUUUGAGACAGUCAAUCAAUAUAACUCACGCGUUCCUACGUUAACUCCAUGUCCUACUGCGCUUGUAUUAUUCUUCGACGAGAGGAGUUUCAUAUAAAUCGUCUCUGUUUUGAUUUUGCGUGCAUAUACCAUACACUUUGAAUUAAAUCAUCCGAACGAAAAAUAUAUAAUUCACACGGAGCGUUAUUUUUUUAAACGAUAAGUAUAUAUUAUUAUUAUUUAAGUAUUCAAGUUUGGCCUCGUGAAGAAAGAAAAGAUUGAAAAUUGAAAUGUUUCGGCUACACACACACACACACAUUUAUUUAUUUAUUUAUUUAUUUAUUUAUUCGUAGCUUCACCAUAUGUGUAAUGUUGAUCAUGUAUGUACAUGUAAAACGUUAUGCCAUUUUUCUUUUCGUAAAAUAAGAAAUAAAAUGCGAGUCCACGAAUCUUGAUUGUCGUGUGUGCUCCAAAGAAAUAUCUUUUUUUUCCAACGUGUGAUUCUUUAUUUGUAACCCGUCCUCGCCUGACUCCUGUGUAAUGAAGCGUAUUUUUUUACGAAUAAGAGGUUUUCUCCAUGUCGUAUCGAUGUUGUCGUUGCACUUGUUAUCCAAUAUUUUGUGUUGUUUGAUCCACCUGCUGAACGUAUUCCAAGCAUGUCUUCCAGGACUCCGACCAACGAAUCCAAACUUGCAUCUCGUCGCGUUUCCUUGUGUAUAAAAGGCUCUAGAAACCUCGGCGGACGUAACGAGGACGAUUACGAUUUCUAUUACGGCCGCGGGUAUUCAGAGGAUCCUUUCGAGGACGAGUUUGUCUCCAACCAGCGCCGCUUCAAAGAUCGCGCUUCCGCUGCUUUCGAAGAAGACUUGGCCGACCUGCGCCGCAAAAGGAGAGACGUGCAGGACCGCAUGUUCGACAUGACCGACCUGAGCGCUGAGAUCGAGAAGGCCAAGGUGACCUUGGGUGCGGCUGAUACCCUGUUCCAGCGCCACGCGUUGCGUUUCGACAACGACGCGGACGAUUACGAUGAGAGCAUAUCGUUGGCCUCGCGCAUCGAUCGCAACCGGAAAAUAGCAGCCCAAGAGAUUCCCGAUCCUAAACCGCCGGUCAAGUGGACCAAGCUGGUACCGGUUGAGGAAGGUUGCGCUCCACCCCCUCAACUAAUGGCCCGUAGAACUUCUUAUGGAGAUAAUCCCUACGGCGACAAUAAUGAACCCAGAGGCAAACGGGGAUACUCCAAGAGGAAGAAGAGCGUGUCGUUCUAAGGAGGAGGGGUGGAGAGGGUUUGAUUAGGGUGUUAUAAUGACUUUUCAUUGAGUUGGGGAUGUCUUUUUUAUGAACGAACAAAUUGUAAUAUUCAGGGAAGUUAAAUUUUUUGCUUAAAAAUUUAAAGUAAUUAUACAUGGAAACAUCAGAAAUUAAAAUCAUCAGGGAAAAGAUUAAAAGUUUCAUACAUGUGAAAUUGGUUCAACAGUUAUAAAUUCAAAAUUUCACCAAUUUCACUGAUCAAGAAAAUACUAUAAAUGUACUUGUGCGAAAUCAAAAUCAUGCACAUUAAUACAUAGAUUGUCUUCAAGGUGGAUCUACCUUAAGUUACCAACACCAAACAACAGAACUAAAAAUGCGCAUUGUCAUUUUUUUUUUUGCUAAAGUUAGAUGUUUUUUUUUCAUCUACAAAACGAACAUCGAUGUACUUUGAUAUUAUUGUUGUAAUAUAAAAGAACAAAAAAAUUAAUAAUCGCUUUACUUUCAUGAAUAAUUUUACAUAGCAACGAUUAAUCAACGCAUUCAAAAGUACAGAAAGUUUGCGAUAAGCAUUUCUCAUCGCAUAUAUUUUUAUAUUAAUCAAAUAUCAAUCACUACAUUAAUAUAUUCAAAUGCAUUUAAGAAGUAAACUUUCUGUAUUAUUACAUUAUAUCAAAUACAAAUUUUGAUUUAAAAAUUGCGAUCAAAUUAAAAAAACUAAAAGCAUAUACCAAAAUCGAAAAAAGUAUGUUAUUAUCUUGCAAUAUUAAUGUCAAAUUAUUGUACAAGAAGGUUAAUGUGGACUGAUUUAAUAAAAAUAUGAUAUUGCAGCAAUCAGAAUUUUCAAUAAAUCAUGUAAUAUCUUAUAAUUGAAUUCAUCAGCUGUGUAUUAUGUAUAUCUUUAUCCAACUUUUAUUAAAUCAGUUCUUAUAAAUUAUAGUAAUUAAAAAUGAAUCCAAACUGUUUCAAAAAUGUUAAAGAAGCAUGUUAGCAGAAAUUAAAUCGAAACAUUUCGCUGUAACGUUAAUUAAAAUAUGUAACUGCACAUUUUAGUGGCUUAAGAAAUAAAAAUUAAAUGAGAGUACGUUAAAAAAAUAUGGUUAACCGAGAAAUUAUACAAAAGUCGCUAAGUCAUUAGAGAAACUGUAUUUACGAUUGUAAGUAAGCCAAAGUAAUCCAAUAAAUUUGUCAUUAGUUUAAUUAUACCUUUAGAUUUAUUUUUAUUUUUAUAAUUGUUGAAUAACUAGUAACUUAAGUAUUUAUAUAAUAAAUAAAACUAUUUGCUUAAAAAAUGAUCUACUAAAGCAUUUCUGAGAUAUUCACAUAUGUACCUGAUGUGAUAUAUUACUUUGACAGUCAAAGAAAAACCUAUGCAAUUAUAUAUGGUUGUUACAAAGUAUAUUACGUUGCUCUCUAAAUUAAAAAAAAAAACUUUAAAAUUCGAACAAAAUUUCAACAAGCUCGGCAACUGCUUCGACUAAUGACAAAAAAUAUAUAAAAAUUUUUUUCAGCCCAUCUCACGAAUCCAACUGUUCUCGACAGACUAAAGGAUAUCAGCUACAGCAGCGCACAGCCACACCCAACCGAUUCAUCAUCGCAGCUCGGCUUUUCGCGGCCGAUUGCGCACCCUGACAUUAUAUCUGGGCCGUAAGUACUUUGAGCGGACGUGAUUUAUAGUAAGUAAACCAGAGUAAGGUGUCAGCCGCCUUGCACAAGCUCUCACGAACGACUCGCGACUUCUACUCGCAAGCUCGAGAGCUUAUAUACUCGGGCGACCCUGAUCGGUAUGACGACUGCGCUCGUGAUACUUUUUGGCUUUUCCUUGUGCCGCGACUAGCUGUGUUUACACGAUAUGCGACGGGGAUGAUGCGCGUGUUUUUAUUUUUGGAUAACGAUCGGCAGCCGGAAGUUUUGAAAUCAUUUGGAGACCUUAAAGUGGUCCUUUAUCACGGCAUAUACUAUAUGGAUAGAAUUUUCUAUGAUUUUCAGGUCUUCGACGAAGGAAGCGAAUGUAUAAAAAUUAUUUUUCAGCAAUUUCAAAAUGCAAUGCCUUAAAAUAAGACACAUUUAAUUAAUCUAAUAGAAUCGCGCGACCGGUAUUGCUUCUAAAAAUAUGCCCAUUGAUAUGCGAAGGUCCCUUCGACUUAGUGUCGAUGUCUUGCAAGUUAUUGACCUUCAAUGAAAUCACCAAUGGUGCUGAAAGAUCCCUGCUGUUUUGUCGUGUUUGCUUUUCCGGUUUUAAUGUCAUGCAACUACACGCUUGUAUACACGUGUUCUAUGUUUAACAGAAUACCGAUCAUGAAUGGAUGAAUCGAUUUUCAAUAUAUUGGCCGUUUUAAACGUCAUAAUAAAUAAAUUAUAACGUGCUUUGCUCUGUUAGCAAGUUAAAUGUUUUCGUUUAUAGUGAUCC